Messenger RNA from Cynoglossus semilaevis (tongue sole), 1747 nucleotides. Its product is annotated as olfactory receptor 51E2-like. Lineage: Eukaryota; Metazoa; Chordata; Actinopteri; Pleuronectiformes; Cynoglossidae. The record is from RefSeq and is a predicted model, not a curated record. Bases 403 to 1428 code for a protein of 341 amino acids. The transcript has 3 exons. Gene Ontology annotation, molecular function: olfactory receptor activity; G protein-coupled receptor activity. Gene Ontology annotation, cellular component: plasma membrane. Gene Ontology annotation, biological process: G protein-coupled receptor signaling pathway.
AUCAGCAGCCAUGUUGGAUCAGCAGCCAUGUUGGAUCAGCAGCCAUGUUGGAUCAGCAGUUGAGUCUGGAGAUUUCUUUUUAGUUUUUAAUUUUUCUAAAUCAUAUACUGCAAGAAGAAUUAAGUCAGUAAUUCUAAAAGACGGGACUGAAGCCCCUUGGUGAGUGCGUAGCUACAGUGGGUGGGGGGACUGAAUUAAUUUCUGGAUUGUUUGUUGGGAAACUGCAGCUGAGAGAGGACAUCCGCCAUGACUGUGGUUCAACUCCCUGUUCCUUCGCCUCCUUCUGCAGUGAUGAGGUCAUCGACACGGACAGCCACUCUUGUUAUAAGAUGAAGAGAUGCAGGGCAGAGGAUUUUGUAAGCAUACAGGAGAACAACAGCAGGAGGUGACACGAUUAACACGAUGCUGCAUGCCUUACAGAGCAGUAACUUCUCUCACAGCAGUUUUAUAUUUCGAGGUUUUCCUGAGAUGCAACAGUACCGCUACCUGCUGGCAGUGCUGUUUUCUGCAUCAUAUAUAUCAGUGCUGCUUGGAAACUCACUGCUAGUCUACGUGAUCCGCCGUGCAGAAAGUCUGCACAACCCCAUGUACUUGCUGAUCUCCAUGCUGUGUAUCGUUGACAUACUUGUUGUCAUAACCAUCAUCCCAAAGAUGCUGUUUGGCCUCCUUUUAGACUGGGAUGAGAUCUCAUUGGCUGGCUGCUUGACGCAGAUGUUUUUUACUCACUUCCUCUCAUCAGUGGAGUCAACAUUGCUACUAGCGAUGGCACUGGACCGUUUUGUGGCCAUCUGUCACCCGCUGCGCUAUGCUGACAUCAUUGACUCAUCUAUGUUUGUGGGGCUGCUCUUCUUCAUACUGAUGCGCAGUGGCGCCAUCAUGGGAACUCUGGUUGGUUUGGCAGGUUCACUAUGGUUCUGCAGCUCCAAUGUCAUUUGGCACUGCUACUGUGACCAUAUGGCACUGGUUAGUUUGGCAUGUGAUGACACCAGGAAGAACAACAUGGCAGGCCUUGCUGUCAUCAUCUGCUUUGUAGGCGUGGACAUUUCUCUUAUAUUUCUGUCUUACAUAAAGAUUUUGAGCGUUGUUCUGAGCGCAGCACCGGCUGGUGAAGACCGCUGGAAGGCCUUUCACACCUGUGGUACCCACCUGAUUGUAAUGAUGUGUUUCUACCUGGUUGGCAGUGUCACCUUCUUAUCCCGCAAUCUCAACAUCCCCAUCCCCACUGAUGUCAACACCUUCCUGGGACUCAUGUACAUUCUGUUCCCUGCCACUGUCAACCCCAUCAUCUACGGAGUUCGUACUAAAGAGAUUCAAAGCAAUUUUCUGAGGAUUUUCAAACUAAAUGCAAAGAAAGUGGGGACAAUAAAAGUUUGCCCUGGUGGAAAGAAAGAUUCUGCAGGAAUCAAAGCUGCUACUGUUGAACUAUGAUUUUAAACAUGGUCAUUUAGCCAAACAUUUUUUGGCUAAAUGUUCUCCAAAAUGUUAUCUUUUCAGCAUUAUUUUCAUCAAUUUCUUUUACAUUUUGGGGCAAAAUCCUAAUUUAACAUGUCAUUUUUGGUCAAACAAUGUUUUACAUUUUUUCUGUCUGCAUGUUUUUCAUCAAAUUAGAGCAUUUUGAGAAUUUCUUUUUUAACUUUCAUUGGUAAAAUCUUCAUUUAGCCUGUAAUUUUUGGUCAUAAUUUGAAUAACACAUUUUGACAAAAAUCUUUGUAAAAUUAUUUUUCAAAUUAUUUUUAAAAACAUUAUC